Molecule: messenger RNA, 1561 nt
Organism: Triticum dicoccoides
Lineage: Eukaryota; Viridiplantae; Streptophyta; Magnoliopsida; Poales; Poaceae
Exons: 2
Coding region: 70-768 (232 amino acids)
Source: RefSeq, a predicted model, not a curated record
UCUUCUGUCUUCAACGAGAUGCUUAUCUCAUCGAAAAUGCGUUGGGCUUGAGGCAUAAAAAAGGUUUGCAUGGUCAAUAUAUCGCUUGUCUUGCAUAUCUGCGAUAAAAAAGGUUUGCAUGAAGAAGAAAGUCCCCAGGCAGGAUGGGACGCGACGCGGAGCGAGGGGGAGGCAAUUCCUCACCUACCGGCAUUAAUGGCGCCGCGGCCUCCAUUAAUACCAUCAUGGCCUUAUCCCCUCCAGUUUCCCAUCCUCAUCCUCCCCAUCUCAGAUCGAGCCGCGAUUCCCUGGGUGCCACGGACAGAUCUGGCGAGAGAGAUGGUGGGAGGGGCGCGACGCGGAGCAAGGGCGCGGCGGCUGCGACCCGCGCAUCAGGUGGCGACGCCGCCCCAGCCUCCGCCGCCGGUGGCGACGCUCCCGGAGAUCGACGCGUCGUCGCCGGAAGCGCUGGCGGAGAUGCGUCGGGUGGUGAGGGAGAUAUUCCCAAACCGCUCCAAGUGGCCCGACAUCUUCAUGGAGAUCCUGCGACAUGCGGCGUUCGAGGAGCGCGCUCGCUUUGCGGGCGACGACGGUGGGAUGGACUUCGAGUUCAUCUUCUGGGCGAUUCAGGAGGCGGAGUCAUCAGACCCGAGGCAGGCGGCGAGAUGGGCGCGUUUCAAGACAAGCUCGCUGUCAAGGCUCAACAUACGCCCUCCGCCGGUGCUGCAGAUCUCCCGCAUCCCUCCAGAAGCGCUGCCUCCGGGGGCCGUCCUCCCCAGGGUCCCUUGAAGCUUCUGCAAUCCGGCGCAUGGGCCUUGCAGGGUGCCCCCGCCCUGCAAACAAGGCGCAGGAGGACCAGGGGAUCCACCUUGGAACCUCCACCAUGGUCGGGUGAUUGCGGGGAGAAACCCCGUUCAAAGGAGGAGAUUAUUUGUUGGGACUGGCGGGACGGAAAGCUGCGACUGGCAAGCUGAUUUGUUGGGACCAGCACAGGCCAUGGUACAACAAGCUUUUUGCGUGAGGCAACAACGACGAGUUAUGACGGUGAAGCAGAGCUGCGGCAACGAGCUGCGACAGUGGACGGGGCAUUCAUGGUCACCUUCCAGCUUCCACUUCUUCGCUUGAAGCUUUUUUAGAGGCCGGUUGUAGCUUUCUCGGCCGCCGGUCAUAACAUUUUACAGUGCUAGUUGCAGCACCUCCGCGUGCCGGUCACAACCCAUGCUUUCUCUGGUUGCAGCAAAAAACAAUAUCGGUAGUAUCUUUCUCGGCCGCCGCUCGUAGCAUUUUCCGGUGUUGGUUGCAGCUCCUCCGUGCGCCGGUCACAGCCCCAACUUUCACCGGUUGCAGCAAAAAAAACUCCAUCCGUAGCAAUUGGCACACUGGUUGCAACUUCACCGUGCACCGAGCGCAGCUCUACCGUAGCCGUUUGCAGCUGGGAGCAUCCGGCCUGGAUGCUACGACCGAUGUGCGCUGCCCAGAUGCUGCAACCGGCAUGGGGUGUGACUGGGAUCAAUAGAUCAGUUUGCUGCAACUAGCAUGGUGCGCGGCAUCUGACGACAUGACAUGAUAGCUUUCUCUGCAA